Odobenus rosmarus divergens (Pacific walrus) is the source of this 1957-nucleotide messenger RNA. It is a transcript of the gene ST8SIA4, whose product is annotated as ST8 alpha-N-acetyl-neuraminide alpha-2,8-sialyltransferase 4. Gene Ontology annotation, molecular function: alpha-N-acetylneuraminate alpha-2,8-sialyltransferase activity. Gene Ontology annotation, biological process: oligosaccharide metabolic process; N-glycan processing. NCBI's taxonomy places the organism in Eukaryota, Metazoa, Chordata, Mammalia, Carnivora, Odobenidae. The record is from RefSeq and is a predicted model, not a curated record. Bases 281 to 1360 code for a protein of 359 amino acids. The transcript is spliced from 5 exons.
ACAAGGUGUCUCUUCGGAGAAGAAACCUGAGCCCCAGGGAGGCGGCGCGGAGCGACCGGAGGAGGGCUGGCGCGAACCCGGAGGGAGAGCGCUUGGCAGCGCUCAAGGACCAGCGGGAGCUCGGCCGCAGCGGACCCUUGCGACCCGCUCCUGAGAUCCCGGCUCCACGCUCUCGAAUUUUACAGAUCUCCCCCCGCGACUGUCUCUCCCCAAAACGGAGCCUUUAUAUCAAGAGAAGGUGAGGGAGCUGGGGCAACCAGGACUUUCCCGGGCACCCAAGAUGCGCUCCAUUAGGAAGAGGUGGACGAUCUGCACAAUAAGUCUGCUCCUGAUCUUUUAUAAGACAAAAGAAAUAGCAAGAACUGAGGAGCACCAGGAGACGCAACUCAUCGGAGAUGGUGAACUGUGUUUGAGUCGAUCCUUUGUCAAUAGUUCUGAUAAAAUCAUUCGAAAGGCUGGCUCUUCAAUCUUCCAGCACUCUGUAGAAGGUUGGAAAAUCAAUUCCUCUUUGGUCCUGGAAAUAAGGAAGAACAUUCUUCGUUUCCUAGAUGCAGAAAGAGAUGUCUCAGUGGUCAAGAGCAGUUUUAAGCCUGGUGAUGUCAUACACUAUGUGCUAGACAGGCGUCGGACACUAAAUAUUUCUCAGGAUCUUCACAGCCUCCUACCUGAAGUUUCACCAAUGAAAAAUCGUAGAUUUAAGACCUGUGCAGUUGUUGGAAAUUCUGGCAUUCUGCUAGAUAGUGAAUGCGGAAAGGAGAUUGACAGUCACAAUUUUGUAAUAAGGUGUAAUCUAGCCCCUGUGGUGGAGUUUGCUGCAGAUGUGGGAACUAAAUCAGAUUUUAUUACCAUGAAUCCAUCAGUUGUACAAAGAGCAUUUGGAGGCUUUCGGAAUGAGAGUGACAGAGAAAAAUUUGUGCAUAGACUUUCCAUGCUGAAUGACAGUGUCCUUUGGAUCCCUGCUUUCAUGGUCAAAGGAGGAGAGAAGCACGUGGAGUGGGUUAAUGCAUUAAUCCUUAAGAAUAAACUGAAAGUGCGAACUGCCUAUCCAUCAUUGAGACUUAUUCAUGCUGUCAGAGGUUACUGGCUGACAAACAAAGUUCCCAUCAAAAGACCCAGCACAGGUCUCCUCAUGUAUACACUUGCCACAAGAUUCUGUGAUGAGAUUCACCUGUAUGGAUUCUGGCCAUUCCCUAAGGAUUUGAAUGGAAAAGCUGUCAAAUAUCAUUACUACGAUGACUUAAAAUAUAGGUAUUUUUCCAAUGCCAGUCCUCACAGAAUGCCAUUAGAAUUCAAAACGUUGAAUGUGCUACAUAAUAGAGGAGCUCUGAAACUAACAACAGGAAAGUGUGUAAAGCAAUAAAGCACAUUUGAAAACAUACAAACAAACUGAAUAUGCACUUCUUUUCUGAAGAUGCUUCCUAAGAUUUGAAAAUGGGAUCCAAAACAAGACUGAGUUUCAGCAUCCACCAAGUAUCAGCAAGGUGAUAAAGGACACUUAUGAGAAAUCCACUACCAGCUGAUGAAAUACCUGCGAAGUGCUCUAAAAAACACAUAUUUUGACUUCAAGGGUCCUAGUAAGUGCCACUUCCACUAAGAACACAGUUUGAAUGUAUAAUCAGUAGUGUUUACAAGAUCCAACAAUGCACUUGUCAUUAGUUAAUGAGGCAAAUAUGUUCAUCAAUGUUGGGCUGCCACGGCAAUGCCAAGCACAUUAGAAAAGUCACCCAGGAACACAACUCAGCCCUGGGGAUUAAACCGUCCUUGUCAGCAGAAACCGAGAUGGAAAGAGUUUGAGCAGUGAAAUCCAUAAGAUGAAACAACUCAAGUAAAUGCCUUCAGUCAGGACUCUGAGUCUGAUCAUGAACUUUUGUUUUUGCUUUUGUUUUUGUCUUCUGGAAUCUCUUUUGGUUUGGGUAUUGGGUGCUUAGAAAUCCUUUCUGAGAUAAAUAUGAAUGAG